Nicotiana tabacum (common tobacco) is the source of this 381-nucleotide messenger RNA. RefSeq lists its product as uncharacterized. NCBI's taxonomy places the organism in Eukaryota, Viridiplantae, Streptophyta, Magnoliopsida, Solanales, Solanaceae. The record is from RefSeq and is a predicted model, not a curated record.
AUGUCUUCAUUCAACCCACUUACCUCAAUUUUGAACCAAAACAAGUUAGAAGGACCGAAUUAUGUUGACUGGAAAAGGAACUUUGAUAUUGUCCUAACCGCUGAAGGUUACAAAUUCAUAAUCACUGAAGAGUGCCCAGAAAAACCUGAUGAAGAUACUACUGAUGAUCAGGUUAAGGCCUAUGAAAAAUGGGUUAAGGCUGAUGAGAUAGCGCGAUGUAACAUUCUUGCCUCUAUGGCGAAUGUAUUGCAACAUCAGCAUCAGUCUAUGGGGCCUGCUUAUGACAUGCUCGAAAAUCUCAAAGAGAUGUUCGGUGAGCAAAAUCGUGCGGCUAAGCAGACAGCCAUGAAAGCCCUUUUGAAUACCAAGAUGGUUGAAUGA